AAUGAACGACGAGAAUAAAGAUCCUUUAAAAACUGAUGUUGUCAGUAAAAAUACUCCAAGAAAGGUUAUGAGUAUCCAAAAAAAGGAAAUGUUAAUAGAUUUGUUCAAAAAUAAAACUAAAAAUGAACCCGACCUCAAAUUCUCAAAACUAGUGAAUAUACUAUCGCAAGAAACUGGCAUUGGAGUUAUUACUGUUAGGAAUACUUUGCGAAAAUAUUUUGAUCGACAACCAAUAACACCAAAAAAAAGAAAAUUUCGAGCAACAGCAAAUGAAAAAAUUGACAUUUCUGAGAAAUUAGCAAUUCGCAGAAAAAUUCAUAGUUAUUGGUUUAGACGUCGAAUACCAACUUCGAAAAAUAUAUUACUUGCCAUCAACGCUGAUCCAAAAAUUCCAUCACUACACUUUAAAACAUUAAAAACCGUAUUAAAAGACCUAAAUUUCGAAUAUACGAAAUGUGGUACUACGUAUGCUCUUACGGAAACAGAAGAUAUUGUACUAUGGCGUCGAAAAUAUCUAGAAGAUAUACGGCGUUACCGAAAUGAAGGUAGAACAAUUUAUUACUUGGAAGAGACUUGGGUCAACGUMGGGGAAUAUCCAUCUAAAGAUUUAUCGGCCGACAAAGAACCUUCGGGUGUAGGCAAACGGUUAAUUGUCGCGCAUAUUGGAUCAGUCGAAGGUUUCGUAAAGGGUGGCCUGCUGUGCUAUGAGUCGAAAGCAAACACGCCAAACUACAAUGACCAUAUGGAUGGUGACAUAUUUUAUAACUGGUUCUGUGAUAUAUUGCCUUUACUCAACAAGAACUCCGUUAUUGUUUUUGACAACGCGUCAUACCAUUCGGUAACAAAUUACGUACCCACCAUGUCCUGGAAAAAGAAUUUUAUUUUACGAUGGUUUGAAGAUAAAGGCAUAGUAUUCGACAGGCCGAUUGUGAAGUGUCAAUUAAUUGAAGAAGUGAAGCAGAUGAGAUUUACCUAUGACAACUAUAGAAGAAGUGUACAAGAAGCAAUAAAUCACAAUAAAGCUGUUCUACGCUUACCACCGUAUCACUGUGAAUUAAAUCCAAUGCACUCAGCGUGGACGGCUGUAGCCAAUCACGCGAGAACGAAAAACUGCACAAGUUCUAAGCUGGACGAUGUACGUCAAGUACUCAAUGAUGGGAUUAAACAAGUAACGCCYGAUAAGUGGGCCAGUUACGUCUAUWAUUCAAUUAUGGAAGAAGACCAACUUUGGAAUCUCGAUUUCAUUACCGAUUACAUGUUGGAAGAAGCUGGAACUGUAUCAGACAUAGUGACGAUAAAUUUAGUUACGUCUUCCGAAUCAUCAGAUUCUAGUGAUYAAUGA
Messenger RNA from Diuraphis noxia (Russian wheat aphid), 1342 nucleotides. RefSeq lists its product as uncharacterized. Lineage: Eukaryota; Metazoa; Arthropoda; Insecta; Hemiptera; Aphididae. The record is from RefSeq and is a predicted model, not a curated record. Gene Ontology annotation, molecular function: nucleic acid binding.